AUGACUUCAAUUCUUUUCACGUUAAUCUGCUUGACGGUACCGGCUGUUUUGACUGCGCCAAGAAACGGUCGUCAAAUCACGCCAAGCACAUCCUCAAUUGUCACCGAUUCGAUUUUUAUCGAUCCGAUCGUCACCGAUUCGAUCGUCAUCGAUCCGAUUGUCACAAAUUCAAUUGAUGGAUCGAUCACUGAUCCAUCAAUUCAGCCAUGUCCAUUGUCCAUGUGUCCGCAUCCAGGAAUGAGACUUCCUGAUGAAUCUUCUUCAACAAGCCCCUGCUAUUGUCCCCCACUUCCUGAUCCGAUGAUCGUCGAGUACACAACAAUGAGCCCUCUUCCAAUGAAA
Molecule: messenger RNA, 342 nt
Organism: Mesorhabditis belari
Lineage: Eukaryota; Metazoa; Nematoda; Chromadorea; Rhabditida; Rhabditidae
Source: the annotation of a GenBank genome assembly